AUAUUUUAGAGAGAAUAUGUGGUCUUAUCUUGUCAAUAUUAGAGCAAGAAAUUAACAAGUCUAGUUACCUUCUCCCUUUUUAAGAGUAUUUAAGAUGAAGCAGCUGAGGUAAAUCCUUUCAUGGAGUUGUCACUUCUGAGAAUGGAGAUGAUGCUGUACAACAUAAUAGCAGUAGUCAGUGUUGCAAUUAUCUUGAUAUAUACAUGGAAAGUGUUGAACUGGGCAUGGUUUAGGCCAAAGAAAAUGGAGAAUUGCUUAAGAGAGAGGGGUCUCAAGGGAAAUCCUUACAAGCUACUCUAUGGAGAUCUAAACGAACUGACGAAAAGCGUAAUAGAAGCCAAGUCUAAGCCCAUCAAUUUCUCUGAUGAUAUAGCGCAAAGGCUCAUCCCUUUUUUCCUUAACGCCAUCAACAAAAAUGGUAAAAACUCUUUCGUCUGGCUUGGACCGUAUCCAAUAGUGUUGAUCACGGAUCCUGAGCAUUUAAAAGAGAUUUUCACAAAGAAUUAUGUGUAUCAAAAGCAAACUCAUCCCAAUCCAUACGCCAAGUUAUUAGCUCACGGUCUUGUCAGCCUUGAGGAAGACAAAUGGGCUAAACACAGAAAAAUCAUCAAUCCUGCCUUCCAUGUCGAGAAGCUAAAGCAUAUGCUGCCAUCAUUUUAUCUGAGUUGUAGUGAAAUGAUAAGUAAAUGGGAGGAGGUUGUUCCAAAAGAAACAUCAUUCGAGCUCGAUGUAUGGCCAGACCUUCAAAUAAUGACCAGUGAAGUCAUUUCUCGCACAGCAUUUGGGAGUAGCUAUGAAGAGGGAAGAAUAGUAUUUGAACUUCAGAAAGAACAAGCUGAGUAUGUAAUGGACAUAGGACGUUCAAUUUAUAUACCAGGAUCAAGGUUCUUGCCUACUAAAAGGAACAAAAGAAUGCUGGAAAUUGAAAAGCAAGUCCAAACAACAAUUAGGCGUAUUAUCGACAAAAGAUUGAAGGCAAUGGAAGAAGGGGAGAGCAGUAAAGAUGACUUAUUAGGCAUAUUACUUGAAUCCAAUAUGAAAGAAAUUGAACUUCAUGGAAGAAAAGACUUCGGAAUAACAACAUCAGAAGUGAUUGAAGAGUGCAAGUUAUUUUAUUUUGCCGGCCAAGAGACCACUUCAGUUUUGCUUGUUUGGACUAUGAUUUUGCUAUGCCUACAUCCAGAGUGGCAAGUACGUGCCAGAGAGGAGGUUUUGCAGGUCUUCGGAGAUGAAAAACCAGAUUUGGAAGGACUAAGCCGCCUGAAAAUUGUGACAAUGAUCUUGUACGAGACAUUACGCCUAUUCCCCCCAUUACCAGUAUUUGGUAGAAGGAACAAAGAAGAAGUCAAAUUAGGUGAGCUACAUCUACCAGCGGGAAUGCUACUAGUUAUACCAGCAAUCUUAGUACAUUAUGAUAAGGAAAUAUGGGGUGAAGACGCAAAGGAAUUCAAACCAGAAAGAUUCAGUGAAGGAGUGUCUAAGGCAACAAAUGGACAAGUCUCAUUUAUACCAUUUAGCUGGGGACCUCGUGUUUGUAUUGGACAAAACUUCGCAAUGAUGGAAGCAAAAAUGGCAGUAGCUAUGAUACUACAAAAAUUCUCCUUUGAACUAUCCCCAUCUUAUACACAUGCUCCAUUUGCAAUUGUGACGAUUCAUCCACAGUAUGGUGCUCCUCUGCUUAUGCGCAAACUUUAAAAUAUAUGUUGCUGAUCUGUUAGAUCAAUGGCGUCUAUGUUUCUAAUACUAAAUAGUUGUGUGAUGAGCGCAUCACACUUUUCGAAUUAUAACACUUGUUUUUAAAUGUUA
Messenger RNA from Nicotiana attenuata, 1806 nucleotides. RefSeq names its product cytochrome P450 CYP72A219-like. Lineage: Eukaryota; Viridiplantae; Streptophyta; Magnoliopsida; Solanales; Solanaceae. The transcript is spliced from 5 exons. The coding region runs from base 121 to 1695 and encodes 524 amino acids. The record is from RefSeq and is a predicted model, not a curated record. Gene Ontology annotation, molecular function: heme binding; iron ion binding; oxidoreductase activity, acting on paired donors, with incorporation or reduction of molecular oxygen.